UGGUCGGCGCUGCACGGUGGUGCAUGGCAAGCGCGUCGGCGAAUUUGGCAACCCCUUCUCGGUCAGUCCGUCGCUCACCGUCGCUGCCAGUGGCCGUUGCGGAGCGAGGUGUCGCGUCCCUGCUUGGUGGGCGACGGUAGCACGCUAUGUGACGGAAAUCGCGUGCCGACAGUGCGCACCCCUCUCUGCCGAGCGUUCGCUUAGGGGGGCCGCGAGGAAAUAUGGAGUGUCCUCAUCUAGCUCACGGAGUCCGCCUCGGUGGGGAACGCGAGAUCGAGGCGGCCUGUACAAAGGAUCUACCGUUGGUCUGCGCAGUAUGCGGCACGGAGAAGAGUACGUGGCUCUGCCUGCACUGCGGGGCCGUGCAUUGCGGCCGUUACGUGGCGGGCCACGCGAUGCAGCAUCACGAGAAUAAUACUCAGCACUGCGUGUGCAUGGACUGUGAGAACCUGGCAGUAUUCUGUUACUCUUGCGACGAGUACGUGGUGAACGACACGACGAGCGGGCAGAUCGAGAAGCUUCGUCGCUCGGCGUUCCAGAAGGCGGAGCACAAGGAGGCGGAGGAGAGCUGGACCUCCUCGUCGUCGACCUCGUCUUCGUCCUCUUCGUCGUCUUCGCCGACGUUGUCACCACAGAGCGGGUCGGCGGCCUCGCAGCGUCGAGGAACCGGGGACGACCCGGAAGCGCUGUGGAAGGCCGAGGUGGUCGUCAGGAACUUGAGGCCGCGCACCAGGAAGAGGUCGCACUCCCUAGACGGGUCCAGGAACGCGGAGAACCGGCCUGCCGCUAAGAGGAGGAACUCGAAGAUAACCAAAGAGAAAAAGGUCGUGGGCCUGAGGAACCUGGGGAACACUUGCUUCAUGAACGUCGUCCUCCAGUCGUUCAACAACAUCAGCCACUUUUGCGAGUACCUGACGCAGAUGCCGAGCCUGGAGGGGAUCGCCUUCGACGAGCCGCCGACCCACCGGGGGCGAAUCGUCGCCCCGGGUCGAGCCAAGGAGCUCAGCGACGCCCUGCUCGCCGAAGAGCUGAGGAAGGUCCUCCUGGGGCUCAGCCUCGGCGGGUCCAACGGGCAGGCCAUUUCCCCGGAGUGCCUCUUCCUGGUAAUCUGGAAGGUCGUCCCGCGGUUUCGCGGCUACCAGCAGCAGGACGCCCACGAGUUCCUCACUUACAUGCUGGACAGACUCCACACCGAGCUCCUUCAGCUCCUGCCAAGGCUCGGUCACGAACCCCUGGGACUCAGAGGAAAGCAGAGCAUCGUCACCGCCGUCUUCGGAGGCACUCUCCUCAGCGUGGUCCACUGCAUGAACUGUCGGACGGACUCGAAGACCCACGAGCCCUUUCAGGAUCUCUCCCUGGAUAUCCCCGAUCGGCUGCAGAGGCGAGCGAAGGAACAGGAGGAGGUCUGCUGUCUCACCUACAGCCUCUCAAGAUUCUUCAAGGUGGAGGAGCUCGCCGACAGCGAGCUCUAUUUCUGCGACAACUGCAUGGGGAAGCAGAGGUCCACCAAGAGGUUCUGGAUACACAGGCUGCCUAACGUGUUGUGCCUUCACAUUAAGAGGUUCAGGUGGUGCAACUCCUAUCGCUCGAAGGUGGACACGCAGGUAGACUUCCCGAUGGAGUCGCUGGACAUGUCGGCGUUCACGGUGCGAGGGGUCACUGGCUCGAAGCUCGGGACCCAGAACAGCCACCUCUACGACCUGGCCGCCGUGAUCGUUCACCACGGGUCGGGCGCCGGUACCGGACACUACACUGCCUUUGCCGUCCACGACGGCCAGUGGUUCCAUUUCAACGACAGCUCCGUACGCCCGGCCAGCGCCGACUCGGUCGCCAAGUGCAAGCCUUACAUUCUCUUCUACGUGCGGAAGGAGUUCUCCAUUCCACCUCCCUUGUGACGCCAUUUAACCCGUGACCCGUCUCAGGGCCAUCAGCGCUCGCGACGCGGCGUCGAAGUCGGCCCAGCGACGUCGGCGCCGAGACGGGAGCGCCUCGGGACGCCGACGACGACGACGAGCCAGGGCGAGACUUCCAGCUUCCGCGGCUCCCUGCCCAGAGGGUAGGACCUCAUCUGCUCGGCAACUUGGUCCUUUAUGCGCAGAGAUGUGGAGGACGUUCAAUGUAGGCUGCUCCGUUUGGUCCCAGGACUGACCGAGCUCUACUUCCUUGUGUCGGUUCUUCUCUCUUUUUGUCUCCACCUUCUUCUUUUCCUUUCGCCUCUUCAACGGGUGCCGAAAUGUCCUGGUCGACCUCCACGUAUCCCUUUCGUCAACGUGGCACGACCUCGAGUCUGGACUCUUCAUCGUGGAUGAUGACGCAGUCUCUGCCAGGAGCGUUCGGAACUUGUCAUCGGAAACCGAGCAAUGGACCUGGGGCUGGGUCGAUCCGAGGGCCGGAUUGGACCACCUGCUCUUUUAACAACGUGUAAGUAUCCGAACUGCGUCUCUUCCACAUCCCGAAGGACACCCUGGUUUGAGCGGCUCGAGGGGAGUUCCUGAUCCAAUGCUCGAGACACGGAACUGGAUAUGCUCCAUGAAUGUGGUAACGAUUGGUGGAGUUGUUUAAGGGACGUUGAAGUUCUUUGAAGAGCGGCACUCCAGGAGGAAGCGACAUCGACGGGUCUUCAAGGACCGUCCCGUGGUCCUCGUCCCCCGUUGCGAGGACGUCACGUCCCUCUCCGUCCUGUCGUCCUUGGCGAGCCGAGGCCAAUGCGAGGGAAAAGGACUCUUCGUCCCGUCAACUCCUUCAGGGUCGCCAGAAAUAUGGACCUCUCCGCAGCCACGAGCGACGCCUUCGCUUUGGUUUCCGAUCCUCGUCUCGAGCCGCAUCUUUGCGGACUCAAGGAUCACCGUGCGACCGUUCUUAUUUAAGACCUUCCGUUGUCUCGUUGGCUCUGGUUAAUACACAGCGAAUGUAGCCUGGACUCUUCCUCGACGACCUGUAAUCGUCGGUGAUUGGAAUCGACACCUCGAAUUUGUUCGAUUUUGUGAUAGACCAUUGUAGGGACGCGAGGUUGUGGAAAUAUGAACGCAUGCGUGUGAUGAGGUUAUGGACGAGUCCAUGUGUAGAGGACGAACAUUUUGGAACACGUUGACUUGGCUGGAUGUGGGAAUAUGAACGCGCACAUGAUGGGGUUAUGGACGAGUUCGUGUGGAGAAGGCGACCGUUUAGGGACACGUCAACUUCGCAGGAUGUAAAGUAGCACGUAAGAGCGUAUGUAGACAGCGAACGAGGCGUAUUCUAUGUACUCCCUGUGUCACGGGUUCUAGAAAACAACGCGAGGCAGAAUCGCGUUUUAGGGGACUUCAAGAAGCGUCGAGAGAUCAUUUUUCGAGCACAAGGAGCUACGUGGGGUUUUUCCUACGACCUUGCGUUGCAUCCGGACAACGUGAUCGUUGAUAGGCACGAAGCGCUCCUCGACCUAGAAUUAGAAACCGAGAAAAAAUCGAGAGAGGGAGAGAGUUGUCGAGAAAUCAUUGAAUAACGAGGAGUGCUUCGUCCCUUUGCUCGAAUCGCCGCGAAUCGUCUCCCUAUAGGUUCGGGUUUUUGCGUGAACAAAUUUUUGGGCCGAGGCGAAAGGGGGUUGAGACGCGAUCGAGACGCGGCCAUUUUCUGAUACCGAACAAAAUCACGUAAACGUUGUUACCGAAACUUUAAUGCCGAACGUCACUUAUUAACGAAUCAACGAAUCGUCUGCGCUCGACGCAACCCAUGGCCCCUUAAGGCGGAGGUUUCUUUAAAGCUUAGAAGCAUAGCUAGCCCGAAAAAAAAUUGUGACCGGACAUGGAAAUCGAAACAUGUCGCCCGUUCUCCAAGCGACGAAGGACCUUGACCCUGCCUUGACCUAGCCCACUAAUUCCGAUCUGCCCUGAAAAAUCCCUAGAUCCUCUCCCUUCGGGAAUUCCUCGCUCUUUCCUCCUCUCUAUCCUGCCGUUCCCCAUGAAACACUCGACGACUCUUAUGUGAUUAUUUAAAGACUUAUUUUUUCUAUAAUAAUAAUUAUAAUAACGAGAAUAGAGGUAAACGACAGAAUGCGUAGCGAAGGGACGUUUUACUAUUAAGGAGGUGAUUUAAGGCAUGACGAAUUCGCCUCUGGGGGAAUAAGCCAAACCGUGCUCGUACCUAAUGGAAUCCGGUCAUGUACGGGCGAGAUGUGGAGGUAAGCAAUUUACGCGAUCAUCGAGAUGUACCAACGGCGAACGGAAAAAUUAACGAAAUAAAGGACCGUGAACGAUGCUCGAA
Molecule: messenger RNA, 4239 nt
Organism: Orussus abietinus
Lineage: Eukaryota; Metazoa; Arthropoda; Insecta; Hymenoptera; Orussidae
Product: ubiquitin carboxyl-terminal hydrolase 3
Exons: 7
Coding region: 222-1895 (557 amino acids)
Biological process (GO): protein deubiquitination
Cellular component (GO): cytoplasm
Molecular function (GO): zinc ion binding; cysteine-type deubiquitinase activity
Source: RefSeq, a predicted model, not a curated record